AUGGACCUAAUGGGAGAAUGGUACUAUAGGACAUUUCUUGAUGCCGGAGAAUUCAGAAUUGGUCUUUGUAAGGAUCCCCUCAAACCAUUGAGAGAUUGCCCAGAAAAAGCUGUGUUUGAGAAUGGUUACUUCAUUAUGCAAGAUGGAAAACCAGCAAAAAUUUCUAAUGCGUUCUGCUUAUUCGAGCUCUGCGUCGGAGAUAUACCGUGGCGCCACAUUUUGAGUUCUAGUACUUCCAAGAGUUCUCUUACUAUCUCUCUGACUCUCUGUUCCUCAACAAAUAGUGAAUUGCAGUAUUAG
Molecule: messenger RNA, 300 nt
Organism: Fraxinus pennsylvanica
Lineage: Eukaryota; Viridiplantae; Streptophyta; Magnoliopsida; Lamiales; Oleaceae
Source: the annotation of a GenBank genome assembly